Molecule: messenger RNA, 4260 nt
Organism: Closterium sp. Yama58-4
Lineage: Eukaryota; Viridiplantae; Streptophyta; Zygnematophyceae; Desmidiales; Closteriaceae
Source: the annotation of a GenBank genome assembly
AUGGCGACUAAGGCCGUACUCGACAUCAUGCAAGGCGUGCUCGUGUCGUUCGGCACAAGCAUGGCGACGGCGACGAGGGAGGAGCAACGCACGUGGUGGGCGGAAGACGCCACGUGGCGAGCGGAGGACCUGGACUGGCGGGGAGAGGAGAAGGCGGUUUACGAGGCGGAAGGCGAUCGCAGGAUACGAAUGCGGAAGUGGCACCAAGAGGAUAUUGACCAAAUGAACCUGGAAAAUGCGAGGGUAUUAUGGCUCAGAUUCGUGGAGAAGAAUCGGCGCGACGUGGAGGAGAAGACGGAGCAGCUGAAGGCCAUAUCCAGCAUCUCAGCACUCUUUGGUCUUUGUGCUAUAGUCACACUCACUCAGCUCAGCCUGGACGAGGAGGGAGAACCCACCGCACCUACUGGCUUGAUUGCCUUGUAUGCGCUCUCAACAGCGCUAGUGGAGGGCCUCAUGAUAGUCUCCAUGGUCACCUGUGCGCUGCUUCUAGGGAGCAUCCUGAAGGUCGGCAAGACCUUUGUAAGCGAGGGGGAGGAGCAGGAGUUCAUGGCGGCGUGCCUUCGCUUCUGCGCGCUGUACCAGCGAGGCGACCGCCCUCCGCACCCCCGCAAGUCCUUUGAGGCUUUCUGGGCUUCCAGGUGUGAGGGGAGCUGGCAACUUGCCUUCCAAUGCUGCUGCUUGGGUGUGACUUCCUUUCUCAUUAGCAUGAUCUCUGUUGGGUGGAUUGUUUUCAUCCCACAUGAGAUCACUCAGGUGUCAUUCGGCAUUGCUGUUGCAUUGGCCGUGUGCCUAUGGACCUACGUUCAGUGGGCGUGGGGAGCAUAUUGGAGAAGCAGCCGAAGAGCUAAGGAAAGUGGUGAUUUACAAUAUUCAAGAUCUAUUUCUCGGCUGGCGGAAGUACACCUCUUCCUAGACGAGUCAUUAGCGACGCUGAAACCAGAGUACGAGUCGUCGCAAAGAUUCGUCCGCGUAUUCCGUCUGACCCGCCACGGGAAGGAUUCCAGGAGCGUAUGGCCCGGAAAGAGCUUCAACCUUGAUGCGCUGUACGACGAAACCGACAACAGCCGGACCAUUUUCGGCAAAGAGAUCGAACGACGCCUCGCAUCACUCAGUGACGGCUACAGCCUGACGGUCCUUGUUUAUGGUGCUUCCGGCAGCGGAAAAACCUACCUCAUGCAGGGAGAUGGUGACGACGUUCCAGGGCUGGUCUCCCUCUGCGCAGCCUGGAUCGCAGCCAAUCAGCUGGAGCGCGAAGGGUACCAGGUGUCUUUCUCCUAUUCGGAGCUAUACGGGAGCAAGGUCUUUGACCUGCUUCAGCCCCAGCAGCUUGAGAUUAUGGAAGACUCGGAUCACGUGUUUCAGAUUCCUGGCCUGCAUGAGGAGGAAUUCGGUUCACUGGAGUCGUUUCUUGCGGCGUUUUCAAGAGCCAAGGGAAGGCGUCACCUCGCGGCGACGGAGGUGAAUGCCGUCUCCAGCCGCUCGCACGCCAUUCUCCAGUUCAACGUAUGGCGGGACGACAACCCUGGGAUCGUCGGCCGUCUCAAGCUCGUGGAUCUGGCAGGUCGCGAGCAGAACAAGGAGACGGGCAACACGGGCCAGCGGAUGACGGAGAGCUGCGAUAUCAAUCUCUCGCUGUCGGCGCUUAGUCGUGUUAUUGAGCAACUGAACGAUCCCGCUGCCAAACACGUGUCAUACAGAGGAAGCAACCUGACCAAGGUCCUGCAGGACUCGCUUGGAGGCAGCAGCCGAGGAGUCAUGAUCGCCUGCCUGGCUCCGAAUGAUGACAAACUGGCGAUGGCGGUUUUGGAGGUGGCGGCGCAGUCUCGCCUGAUCCGCAACAACGUCGCGAAGACCCUGCUGCCUGCUACCCCCAAGCAGACCAUGGCUGACAGGCUCUCCCAGCUCUCCGCGUUCAAGGCGAAGAAGGCCGCUAGUAAAGCGAUCGUCCAGAGCAGCUCUGCCGGGCCGUCUCCGUUCAGUGCAAGCGGGCCCUCCAGUGCUCAGAAGGGCUACAUCCCUUAUCCUGCUCGAGUUCCACGAGAGCAACAAGUGGCUGGGGAGCUGCACCGCAUCCUCGACCCCACUCGCUUCAAGAGGAGCCCCAUCAGAGCGUCCUCCGCCGCCAACUCCACGCCCAGCCUCAUCCCCCGGCCCCGCUCCUCACUGCUCACCCGCCGUCCCGGCGACUUCCUGAGAUAUGCUGUAGAGGCACUGGAGGAACCUGAUUCUGCAGCAGCGGCGGUGGCUGUGGCAGAGGCGGCAUCUGCUUCAGCAUCGGCAUCCGCGUCAGCGUCAGCGUCAGCGGGCGGUGGUGCAGAGAGUGGGGCGAGCAGCGCGGGUGGGAGGAGGAUGCGGAUAGCAGACAAGAUGACGGCGAGCAUGGCGGCGAAGAUGGCGUCCGCGUCUGAGGCUCGCCAGGCCCUCGCCUUGAAGCGCAGCUUGGCCAAGCACCAGUCGCCAAAGAGGGCCGCCGCCGCCAGGCAGAGGGGGAUGGUCAAGCAGUCGGGAUCCGUCUCUCACGCGAAGCCUGCAGGGAAAGCUGCUGCGCAGCCUUCUGGGAAGGUUGCUGAGAACGCUGCUGGGAAGGCUGGUGGGGAGGCUACUGAGAGGGCUGCUAGGAAUCCUCAGCGCCAGGGGUCGUCAGGGACGGCUGUGGCAGCGGAUGCUGGUGUUCAUCCCGCUGCAAAUCGUGCAGCCGACGAGCUUCAGCGCCAGCGAUCGUGUGAUGGUGUCAUGGCUGCUAUGUCCGCUGCGGCAGCAGCAGCGAGCGUGGCGGCAGCAGUAGCGACGGCCGCGGGGAGUCCGCUUGCGCCGAAUGCGCAGCAGGCGCAGUUCCUCCUCAUGGACCCCCUGCGCCAGCAUCGGGGUGGCGGGGUGCAAGCAGCAGGAGUGGGGGAUGAGCCGGACGGGGUAGGCGCAGCGGAAGAGGACGGGUUUAGUGGUGAAUGUUGCGGAACGGAGGGAAGUGAGCAGGGUUCGAUGGAGGAUGGAGAAGAAUUGUCCUUUGCAACUCCGGGAGGGAGGCUGAGUGACGGGGAGGUGGUGGGCGAGAGUGAGGGUGGAGUGGAGGGGGAGGACGAAGGCACGAGUGAGCGGGAGGGGGGGGUGGCGCGGAGGAAGCUGUGGGAAUGCUACAGGGACAACGCCGCUGCCGCCUCUGACACGUUUGAAGCAUCCACGUGCCAUGGCAGCUCGAAUGGCAGCACGACUGGCAGUAGCGCGGGGUCGGGAGAGGAGGCGAGCACCGCCGACCAAGAAAGUGCUGAGAGCAAGGAGGAGGAGCGGACCGGAGAGAUGGAGCAAAACGAGGUGGUGAAGGAGGAUGAGGAAUGCCACGUGGCGGCUGCACAAGUCGGCGAGAGUGGCCAGGUGCGAGGUCAGGAGAUGGAGCAGGUGCGGGAGGAGGAAGGCUGCGUGGUGGGCAUUGAGAAAGGAGGUUGUGGGGAGACGAGCAGUGAGCAAGUUGAGGGCGGCGAGGAGGUUCAGAGGGGGGAGGAGGUUGAUGGCGGCGUGGGGGUGGAGGGUGGGGAGGAAACGAACGGUGGACAGCAAGUUGAGGGUGAGGAUGAAGUAGACGAAGGGUAUGCGGCCAAGAUGGUAGGGAAAGAGGAGAAGGAGGUUUCGGGCAUGCCAGCAGGCGAGGAUGCUCCAAGUGAUUCCAUGUUGGAUGCAGAGACAGCACAUGCAGAUGCUGCAACCCAUACCAGGGCAGCAGAGUCCUCUCCUGCAGCCUCGGAGCUAGACCGCAUUUCAAGUGUGUGGUCGAUGGAGGAGGAAGAGGAGGAAGAAUUGGGCGAGGGUGCUGGAUGCGGGGCCUUUGCGUUCUCUCUGGUUCCGGUGGCAGGGGAGAGCAUAGCAGAGGAGGGCGAGGAGGACCAGGGAGAGGGAGCGCAGGAGAAGAAUGUGCAGGAGCAGGGAGAGGGAGGGAGGGACCAGGUGCCGAAUGCACAGGAGCAGGGCCACGGCCCGCUGCCCCUGCAGCCGUUGACUGUGCUCUCAGGGACACCUUCAAGGCAGCCCCUUGGCACAGUAUCGACCAACCAGUCAUCACAGCGGCCUGCCUUCCUUAACGCCAUGGUGUCAUGCGAAGCACCGGAUGUGUUGCUUGAGGGUGCCAUGAGGGGCCUUAGCAUAGUGGACCCUUUGACCCCAGCCUGUGCCAAGGACGUCGGGACUCAGUUCGUGGUAAGUCCUUCCAUUUCAACUCGUGCAGUAUGGGCAUGCCUCUCAUCGCAGCAACUUCUUUCAGAACAACCUUGA